Ceratosolen solmsi marchali is the source of this 2669-nucleotide messenger RNA. Its product is annotated as sodium-coupled monocarboxylate transporter 1. Lineage: Eukaryota; Metazoa; Arthropoda; Insecta; Hymenoptera; Agaonidae. Bases 301 to 2232 code for a protein of 643 amino acids. Gene Ontology annotation, molecular function: symporter activity. Gene Ontology annotation, biological process: sodium ion transport; transmembrane transport. The record is from RefSeq and is a predicted model, not a curated record. Gene Ontology annotation, cellular component: membrane. The transcript is spliced from 6 exons.
UAUCUAUCUAUCGCUCUUAUUCUAUCUUUGUCUUUCUACCACUACCACUACCCUUCGGUUCGGUGUUCGCACGUCUCCGAUACGUUCGUUAGCAUAAUAACGCCAGAGCAGCUUCGCCGCGAAGUUAGUCAGUUGUCGGCACUUGGUUCCGAUCGGUCUCUCGUUGUCUCGUAGUCUUAUUCUCGUUUACCGCGGGGUUAUUAUACUCGCGGCCCAGUGGUAAAUACGCUUAAGAAAAGAAGGGAUCAUUCAAGAAGAUCUAAAGCCGCCAAAGAAGUUUCGUCCUACCUGAAUACAGCGAUGGAGUCCUCAUCGUUGGUGGUCGACUACCUUGUCUUCAUCGCCUUUAUUGCCGUUUCUUUCGUUAUCCCAUUGUGGGGCAAGUUUCGCGCACGUAAAAAGACGGAAACCAAGGCCGACUAUGUGUUCGCUACGGGAUCGAGUGUCUCGAUGGGCGCCAUGAUGCUGUCGAUAGCCCGAGGUACCCUGGGAGUUCGUUCUUUCCUUGGAUAUCCGUCGGAACUCUACUAUCGCGGAAGCGCCAUGUGGGAGACGUUGUACGGUAUGCUGCUUGCCUACCCGAUAGUGUGCUUCGUCUUCGUACCGGUUUACUACAGCCUAGGGAUCACAUCCGUUUAUCAGUACUUGGACAUGAGGUUCAAAUCGAAAUUAGUUCGUUGCCUCGCCAGUUUUUCAUACGUCAUCAGAAGUCUUUUGAAUGUCUCUGUAACAGUGUUUACGCCUUGCGUCGCUUUAAAAACUGUAAUUGGUCUUCCUUACUGGGCGAGUAUAUGUGGAAUUACUGCGAUAUCAAUUGUUUUUACAUUAAUGGGAGGAUUGAAAGCUGCAAUACUAUCUGACGUUAUUCAAGGUCUGACGAUGAUUGGAGUUUCAAUAGUAAUUAUAAUUCAUGGGACCGUAGAUGCUGGAGGAUUCAAUACAGUUGUAAAUGUUACUAGUCAACGUGGUCGCCUUGACUUUUUUAAUUUUGACAUGGAUCCGACUAUUCGAGUUAAUACCGUAUCAGCAAUUUUAGGUCAGCUUUUCAUGAGUCUCUCUAUCUUUGGUUGCCAGCAAAACUUUGUCCAGCGUUAUUGCAGCAUGAGCAGUCGUAGUAAAGUUGUUAAAACAAUGAUGGCCAACAUCCCAGUAAUUACCGUACUUUUUUCACUUUCCUGGGUUGUCGGCAUGGUAAUUUUCGCCAAUUAUGCCGACUGUGAUCCAAUGAGUUUAGGCUAUACGUCUAAAUUCGAUGAGAUAGUGCCAUUCUACGUGGAGGAUAAGUUCGUCUAUCUGCCAGGUUUGUUGGGUUUGGUAAUGGCAACACUUUUCAACAGCUCCUUGACUAUUACCGUUUCUAUUCUCAACUCCUUGGCUACCGUCACUUUUGAAGAUUUUCUCGGACAAAUUCCAGCUUUAAAAAAUCUUAAGGAUACACAGCAACUUAAAAUAAUCAAGUCUUUAUCUGUCUUUUACGGUAUUUUUAUUAUUGGUGUUAGUUUCCUUGUUGGAAUGUUAUCGGGUGUGAUCGAAUCAUCAAUGCUUAUGACUUCCGCCACUUCUGGACCACUUCUCGGAGUGUUCGUAUUAGCUAUGUUGGUACCAUGUGCAAAUUGGAAGGGAGCAUCAGCAGGGAUGAUUUUCAGUCAUGUGACGACUCUCUGGUUAACUUUCGGUCGCCUUAGUUUAGAUAUUCCGACCGAGUCUUUGCCACUUUCAACGGAUGGUUGUCAAAAUGACACUUUUUCGUCGCUCUUGGUAAAAUCGAAAGAUGGAAUGCCAGUAUUGUGGUCUAGUGCUACCAAAAACGAUUUAUUUGAUGAGGAAACUCCAGAAAGUAUUCUAGAUAAUAUUUACGGAAUUACUUAUAUGUAUUAUGCAUUAAUAGGGAGUAUGUCGACCAUCAUUGUUGGAAUCAUCGUCAGUUUAUUAACUGCCGAUUCAAAAGAAGAUACAUAUGAAGAACAUUUAUUACAUCCAUAUAUCUUAAAAUUAUCGAAGAUGAUGCCUGGUAAACAAAGAUUGUAUGCCACGAGUUCACACUAUAGUGAAAACAAUAAUACAGCGAAUGGAACUGGACACACAAGUUUCAGUGAUGAUUCGAUAAAGUCAGAAAGAAAGAAGGUAGAGCAUACUGUACAGCUGGAUAAUACUUACAUAGAUAAACUGGAUGCCCUUAAAAAAGUCACACUGGAGGUGACAAAUGAAGUACAAAAAGGUACAAAGCUUUAAAGGGUUUAAAAUCUAAUGUACUUCUAUGAUUCGAGACUGACAAUCCAGCGAAAUAUUAAAUAAAAAAUUAUGGUGCUCUUUUGAUCCUUUAUUUGAUGACUGUGUGAGUAAAAGUGUCUUUUUGUACGUGAAUGAUAUUAAAGCGUUUUUUCUUUUUCUAUUUUUAGUCAUUGAUAGUGUUUAUGAUAACCAGUAUUUGUUGAUCGAUGAGUUAAUUCAGGGUAUAAUAUGAUGAAUACAUGAAUAUAUAAUCGGUUGCUUAGCUGAUAAUCUGAAGAAGAUAUGACCUAGUUGUCUUAUAAAAUUUUUAAAAGACUGUUGUUAGAAGGAUCCAAUUAAGAGACGAUAUAUUUAAUACUCGAUCAACAAACGAUCCAUUUUUCAUCAGUUUCUUUAAUAUAAAAUUAUACAUUGAUUUAUUAAAGCGAAAUGUGUUC